This is a messenger RNA of Seriola aureovittata, 4611 nucleotides long. RefSeq names its product nuclear receptor-binding protein 2-like. Gene Ontology annotation, molecular function: ATP binding; protein serine/threonine kinase activity. The coding region runs from base 666 to 2183 and encodes 505 amino acids. Gene Ontology annotation, biological process: endoplasmic reticulum to Golgi vesicle-mediated transport; intracellular signal transduction; protein phosphorylation. The transcript has 18 exons. The record is from RefSeq and is a predicted model, not a curated record. Gene Ontology annotation, cellular component: endomembrane system; cytoplasm. NCBI's taxonomy places the organism in Eukaryota, Metazoa, Chordata, Actinopteri, Carangiformes, Carangidae.
UGCGCACCGUGCCUGGCAGGAGCCCACGGCUUUCAGAUCCAGCAACACCGACAAUGACGCGCGUGGAAGGCGGUCGAAAAAAACGAGCUCUCCUCCGUGAAACGGGCGAUAUCCGAGGCGAGCAAUGAGCGCACGGGACUCACCGGGAAUCGUUUUGCUUCACCGACCGAGCUUCUACCCCGGCGUCGCUCCAGCGAGACUGGGAAGAUAAGCGGAGAAAACCAUUUCGCAACCUAUUUUGCAUGCAGCCUACAGGGCGCAUGAAGUCUGGGAUAUAAUUUCCACCCUGUUCAGUUCUCCCAGAGACCUUGCUGUGAACACCUCAGGUUUUUGUUUUUUAAAUCUAAAGGGGUUUGUGGGGUGUUCGUACUGUUUUAUCUUUUUCUUUUUUCUCUGCAAGAUGUUUUGAGCGCCAAGGUUGCUGUGAGCAGCUGGUGUCUGGAGGUGUGUGUGUGAGCGUGUGUGUGUGUGUGUGAGUGUGAGUGUGUGUGUGUGUGUGUGUGGAGGGGCUUCUUCACUGCGCAGACAAGCGGCGGACCGUCUCUGCGCUACGGCUUGUCUCGUCUCCUCCACUUACAACAAGCCACACGGGACAGGAGGAGAGGUGGAGGGAGGAGGUGGUGGACCAAGUCUGGGCUGGAAAUCUGGAAAUAUACGGCGUUAAAAUGACGAUGUCCGUCCCGGAGAGGAAAUCAGGAUCGGAGGGGAAGGAGGAGGAGAGCGAGGAUGAGAGUGAAAUCUUGGAGGAGAGCCCGUGCGGCCGCUGGCAGAAACGGAAAGAGCAGGUCAGCCAAGGUAAUGUCCCAGGUGUGGAAAGUGCCUCUCUGGCCAUGGACACAGAGGAGGGUGUGGAGGUGGUGUGGAAUGAGGUGCUCUUCUCUGACAAGAAGGUCUUCAAAGCACAGGAGGAGAAGAUCAAGGAGAUGUUUGAGAACCUGAUGCAGGUGGAACACCCAAACAUUGUCAAGUUCCACAAGUACUGGCUAGACAUGAAGGAGAGCCAGGCUCGGGUGAUAUUCAUCACAGAAUACAUGUCGUCGGGCAGCCUCAAGCAAUUCCUGAAGAAAACUAAGAAGAACCACAAGACUAUGAAUGUGAAGGCCUGGAAGAGAUGGUGCACCCAGAUUCUCUCUGCGCUCAGUUAUCUACACUCCUGUGACCCACCAAUAAUCCAUGGCAACCUGACGUGCGACACCAUCUUCAUCCAGCACAACGGCCUCAUCAAGAUCGGCUCAGUGUGGCAUCGGCUAUUUGUUAAUGUGUUCCCAGAUGCCAGCGUCCACAGUAAAGCGAGGCAACAUCGCGAUGAGCAGAGGAAUCUUCAUUUUUUUGCUCCAGAAUACGGAGCUGGUGAAGACGAUUACGCCAUAGACAUUUUCUCCUUUGGCAUCUGUGCUCUAGAGAUGGCAGUACUGGAGAUCCAGGCCAAUGGAGAUACAGCUGUGUCCAAGGAGGCCAUCGUCAAUGCAGGUCAAUCUCUGGAAGACCCUCUCAUGAGAGAGUUCACGCAGUCUUGUUUGCGUCAUGAAGCCAAGCUCCGUCCUACGGCUCACGACCUUCUGUUCCACCGAGUCUUGUUCGAGGUCCACUCCCUCAAACUGCUCGCCGCCCACUGCCUCAUCAACAACCAGUACUUGCUUCCGGAGAACUGUGUGGAGGAGAAAACCAAGUCCUUUGACCCCAGCGCUGUCAUGGCAGAGAUUAAACAUGAGGACAGACAGGGAGUUCAGCUCAAAUAUUCCCAUGUGUCUCCUUUGGAACUCGACAAGUUUCUGGAGGAUGUCAAGAAUGGGAUCUACCCGUUAAUGAACUUCGCUUCAUCUCGGCCUCACCCCGUCCCUCGCGCCCUCUCCUUGUCUCAGGAGCAGGUAGAGACGGUCAAGACGCCGACUCCUGAACCGCAGGAAACAGAAACGAGGAAGGUCAUUCAGAUGCACUGUAAUCUGGAGUCAAAUGAAGAAGGGACCAAAACUCAUCUCUCUUUGUUUCUGAAGAUGGAUGACAAACUUCACAGGCAGCUUAGCUGUGACAUCCUUCCAACUGACACCUCCAAAGACCUUGCCAGUGAACUUGUUCACUACGCCUUCAUAACUGAGGAGGACAGUGAGAAGGUUGCAGGGUUCCUGGAGGACGCUAUCUGCCGACACCGGGUCCGAGCGCUCGCCUCUGGGAGCACACAAUGAGGAGGGGUCACGACAGCGGCAGGCCCAGACAGAGGGGCCAAGGGUGUUGACCACGCGGAUCAAGAAAGGGAGAGGGCAGCAGGCAGGAUCACACAGCUGGUAACAAGAGGGGAGCGGAGGGAGCCAGGGACCCAGCUGGGGAUAACAUGGGGACAAAUACAGAAGGACGCUGGCCCUUAACAGUCAGUAAAUCAUCCCAGACAGAAGGAGGAAACGCUAGCACUGAGAGAGGAACCGAAGGCGCCUCUGGUUGGAGGACCGGAGGCAUCAUGGCUGUGUUCAGCACUCCCACAGAGCAGUGGAAGAUUGACAAACUCCCUGCCUAAAAGGGCUGUCAUGCCUUAAGAUAUCUUGACAACUUAGGUUUUCCAUAAUGCCACUAAUCAGAACGGAUAUGUUUUACUUACAAAUGCAGCAGCUGUCUUUUCAGAGGGACGUUUUAUUGCUCAUAAGCCUCGUUUGCACUCCAAUGUCCACUUUGAUUGGUGAAAACUCAGUUUGACAUGUAAACAAAUUAACAAAGCCUCUCUCCGUCCCAAACAAGAACCUUCACUUUAUUACCGUUUUAGGAAUUCAAUAUUCCAUCCAACCCGCACUGUUAAUAUUCAUUCAGCUGACUUAUUUAUUUCUGUUUAACUGUGAACAAUAGAGGCAUUGCACAAGCCUGUUUUGUUUUGUUUUUUUUGUUUUUUUUUGCUUUAUUUUUAUGAGCUGCAGAGUUAACACACCUCACUGCACUCUUGGGUUAAAGGCUUUUUCUCCCAGAACUAAACACGCCACGCCUAAAUGUAGUGACGAGCAAUGAGAUGAUGCCUCUCUUUUAUCCUGUAGUGCUCUUAAGGGUUUUCCCUGUGAAAGUGUUCUGAAAGCCAAAGACUUGCAAAGUGCCUAAUAUGGCAAUGUACUUUGGACAAAUAUUCCAAAUGAAACAGCGGCAUCAUACCAAAUUUAGCAAUUUGGAAUUUAAUGUACUCAGGCUGACUUUUACAGUUUUAAAUCCAGACGCAUUGAUUGAUUUGGACUAGUUUGCAUCUCUUAUCAUGAGUCCACAGAGUCAGCCUGUGUGAACAUGGAGAUGAACUUGACACCCGCUAAUGGAAGCUCCAUUAAGAACCACAGCCACUGUAUAUUGGACACAUGGAUCAAAUGUUAAUGCUUUCUGCUGCAGUUUAUAUUAGUUUUGGAGGAGAAAAAAAAAAAGGAAUGCGUCACGGGAAGCCUGUGAUUUAAAACCAUAGUCCUAUGUAAGGCUGUUGGUGAUGUGAUCUUAAGACUUAUCAAUAAAAAAUGCCAUAUUGUUAAUAAAUGUUACUGCUAUACCUUUUGUUUUUGUUUUUUUGUUUUUUCUGCUGUAUUUCCCGAACUAUCUGAGGAUAUUUUCUAACUCUGAAUUUGUUUUGUAAAUGUGUUUAGAGGUGUUUGAAAGGCAAAAUCUACCCAAAUUUUCUGAAAAUGUAUGGUGUUAGUAUUUUGCCGUGUCUUUGAUUGAUAAGUAGAGCUAUUAUGCAUAAGCAUUUAGCAGCCUCCAUGAAGAUUUCCAUGAGCUGCAGAUGCUAAGACAUAAUCUCUGAUAGGAUGAAUGGAAUAUUUUUUGCUUUCAACACAUUAAUUUACCAGAACCACAUCUACUGCUUUUAUUUCAGACAAUAUCAGAGUAAGCAUUGGAAUUGAUUACACUGCAACCCACACAAAUACAAAAAUAGAAUACAUCCCUUGAGCUCUACUGGAUUUCUGGAGAACCCAAUCUUGGCACCAUAAAAGACACCAUUUGGGUGGAUUUUACCUUAACAAAACUGGGCAGUUAAAAAAACAAAACAAUAGUGAAUCGUCUGAUCAGCCUUCAGCAGUAUACUCUUGUUUGUCAGACUCACUUAGCUCUGCUUCAUUUGUUUCCUGGGUCUGUAAAGUCGCGGUUUCAUAACAGUUACGCUGCUGUACAGUCAUUGCUUACAGUACUUACUUACUAUACUCUGUGUCAAGCCUUUUUAUCAGUGUCUCUCUGAAAACAGGAGCCCUGAAUUCUCCCAGACAUUCACCUACUAUAGGCUGUGGUGUACAUAUUUGUUUGUGGCUAUUAAAGGGGUUUACUUUGGACAGAAUUUCAAUGCAAAGCAGUGCCACUGUUGCUCUCAUUUGAUCUAGUAAGCUGCAUGUCUUAAUAGCCUGCAACCAUUCAGAACUUUGCAUUUUGCCUUUGUCAGUCACAGUUCAGUUCCAGAGGGGACCUGACCAAGAAAAUGAAUGUUGAGACUGUGCAAACAUGAAAAAAAGAAACCCCAUCCAUAUCAGUCUUACUUUACGUCAGAUUACUUUUUUCCCGUGACUCUGUUGAAUGAAACUUGCCUUUGGAUGUGUUCCACUUAAACCUUUGUUAAAUAUUGUAGCUACUGCAAUUAAAUACAUGACAAUAAACUAUAUGUAAAAUGUU